Argiope bruennichi is the source of this 3183-nucleotide messenger RNA. RefSeq names its product GRB2-associated-binding protein 1-like (gene dos). Bases 380 to 2518 code for a protein of 712 amino acids. The transcript is spliced from 7 exons. NCBI's taxonomy places the organism in Eukaryota, Metazoa, Arthropoda, Arachnida, Araneae, Araneidae. The record is from RefSeq and is a predicted model, not a curated record.
UAUGGCAAUGUAUAGAUUAGGAAGUUAGUUUCGUCGUUUUGUUAGGCUGUUCUGUUAUUUACAUUUUAUUUUUUGCAUGUUGUGUUCAUGUUAUCUAUUUAUUCUUAAAUUAGGAAAUUUUAAAUGCACAUUUUAUCUCCCGAAUAUGUUUGAUUAUGUCUUCAUGUGAUUAUAGUUGAUUAUUUUCCAUAAAAUUAUUUUGAUCGCGACGUGUUCUUGUUUACUUCUUAUACUUCCUGCUGAGAGAAAUAAAUUAAACGUCAAGUUUAUGUUUUUAAUCAUUUUCCUAUACGAGUGCUAAUCAUCCAUUGUGUUAAGUAUGACAUUUCAAGUGUUUUCAUGAUGUUCCUGUAAUUUUGACUCAUCUGAUUAUUGCGUAAUGGAAGGUGUAGUACACGAUGGUUGGCUUGUUAAGUCACCUCCUGAGAAAAGGAUAGUUAAGCCGAAAUGGCGGCACAGGUGGUUUGUUUUAAGACACUCUGGUCUGCUUCCAGGACAGUUUAUUUUGGAAUAUUUUACUGAUAGUACAUGCAAAAAAUUGAAAGGCAAAAUUGAUUUAGAUCAAUGUGAACAGAUUGAUGCUGGCUUACCUGUUGACAGCAAAGUUGCAGGUUAUCAGUUUAUGUUUGAUAUAAGAACUCCUAAGCGAACCUACUAUCUUUUAGCUGAAACUGAAGCAGAUAUGAAUAAAUGGGUGGAAUGUAUUUGUUCUGUCUGCGGACUGAAAAUUCAUACUGAAGAAGAUUUUUUAAUGCCACAGGAUCCUUCUUCUACUUCUACCAAUCCUAGUACUGUAGUAACAAGCUCAAACUUAACAGCAGUGAAGAGCUCUUCUAACCCAUAUAUUCCUAUUAGUGAAUGCUAUACUGGUAAACCCGUUUUGAAUGGUAACUUUUCUUCUUUAGACGGUCUUGUGCAAUUAAAUACUAGCCAGUCUACUAAUUCAUCAGAUGGAUUUGGUGAUGUACCAAAGGAACCUCCACCACCACCACCAAAAAGCGAUUGGACUCCUAUGCCCAAUCCCAUAUCAGAUGAAUUCUAUGAUCAUCCAAAACCUCUCAAUCACAAUACCAUUGAUACAAAUCAUGUAUCAGAAGAUGCUGAUAGUGAUGAAAUGUACAAAUUUCCAAAACAUGUGAAAUCAAAUUCUCUGUCUUCUCCAAACUCUGACGUUUUUAGCACUUUACCUCCAAAAGUCAAUUGGAAAACAUAUCCAGAUGAUGCCUUUCUCCCCAUUAGCAGCACUGUACCAAGAAGGAAGGCUAGUGCUUCAUCAGAAGUUAAUGUGUAUGAUGUUGUACCUUCAUUUCAUGGGUCCAUAAAAGAGAUUAAACAACCGCAGAAGAAAGUUCAAAGUUUAGCAAAUCAUUUUGAAAGUAUAUCUUUGAAAACAUCUCCUGAGACACAGCAACAACAACAAAGCAGGUUUCAAGAAGCUGAGUACAUUAAUCAAACCAGCAUAGUUCCUCCAAGACCACCAAAACCUUCUAAACUGAGAGAGAGACACAGAUAUGAAAACUUUGAGCUUCCGCAUCAAAUACAUAAGGAAGAUCCCAAUUAUGAUGUUCCUCCUCCUCCUAAAGGAGCAUUUAGUAAAGGUGUAAAAAAUGAAGAAGCUCAGGAAAACCUGCAAACUGCUCAUGUGGAAGGUGCCACUGCUAAGGAGGCGACAAUGGAUGAUAUGUAUGAUUUUCCUCAGCCACAACAUGUGGCCAAAUUUCGUGGUGAAGAUAACAUCAAUGCAGCUGUUCCUCCUCCUCCACCUCAAAACACUGGUACCUCUGAAAGAAGGCGACGACAUGCUUAUACAAAUGCUCCACCUGGACUUUUUAAUAGCAAAGACUUAAUAUUCAAUUAUGAGUAUCGACCCAGUUUAAUUUCUGAUGACUAUUUAAGUGCAGAUUGCGCAAGAAGUCUUCAAUCCAGUAGUGAUGCUGCGACACCACCUAGUCCAUCUGCUAUUGGUGCCUAUGCCAACAUACCAACUAGUCCUACAUUAGUUAACUCUAUUAAAAGUGAAAUUCCACCUGCUGUUAAUAGAGAAUUAAAGCCAAAGCGAAUCAUGAGCAAUGAAGAUCAAGGCUCAUUCAGCUUUUUGACUCUUCAACCACCCCCAGUAUGUCGUUCUAGGACAAAGGCUAAUAAAAGAAGUUUUAGAAAACCAAGAGCUGCUCCUAGUCCAACUCCAUCUUCUGUAAAUGGCAUGCCACCAGUACCAAAUCGAUUUAGACAUCAUCCAGAAAUGUCUACAGCAUCAGAUGAUGAAGGAAUAAAUUCUAAUGGCAGUCGUAGAAAUUCAUCCAAUGACGAACAAGCUAGACAUUUCUUUCAAGCCCCUUUGAAGAAAGAUGAAAUUCAGUAUUUGGAUUUGGACCUUGACUCUGAACCAUCUCCAAGUCCGAAAACGCCUGAUCGACUUUCUGCAUCCACUGUUUAUAAAAAAGUUGAUUUUGUGAAGACUAAGGCUUUUAAUGAAAUGAGACAAAAUGUAGAAGAAUCAUAUAGGAAAUCUCAAUGAACUGCUUUACUUUUAGUUUUUUAUUUUAUAGACCCUAAUAUAAAACUCAGUGAGCAAAUGCUGUGUUGACGUAUUUCUGAAAAACGCCUAGUCUUGCAAUUGCAAAUAAUUUGACCUUAAUAGCACAUGUUAUUUCUUCAUUAUGUAUAUAUGUUACAACUGUUUAUGAAAGUUACAUGAGGUCUUACUGAAGCGUGUUUUAAAUAUAAAAUGUGCUGUUCAAUCAUGAUCAUUAUUAAGUUUAAAUAUUUAAAUGAUAUGUAUUGAAUCAUUUAAUAUUUUUAUGGGCCUGACAUUUUUACUCAUUAUCAGAAUAUAUAAAUUAUAAUUUUUCAUUUUCAGCUCCUUUUUUUAGAUCAUCACUGAAUGUGUUCAUUAAACAAAUCAUUUUUUCAUUUCAUUCUGAUGUUUGUUUGUUUUUUUACAAAAUAUUUUUAAUAACAGAUUUAUUAGUUUCUAUUCUUAAACUUUUAUUUAAUUAACGCCUUCAUAUUUAUAAAAAUGAAAUUUUGUAAUUGAUUUCUCACUCAUUUCAUAAUGUACUAAAACUAGGGUACUUUUGGUAUUGGCAUUAUGAAGAAUUUAAUUUAAUGAUUUCAUAACAUUUAUAAUGAUGAAUUAAACAUAUUUUUAGUAUGAAUAUAAAAGCGUAAUUUUUUAAAACU